This is a messenger RNA of Pochonia chlamydosporia 170, 228 nucleotides long. RefSeq lists its product as hypothetical. Bases 1 to 228 code for a protein of 75 amino acids. The transcript has a single exon. NCBI's taxonomy places the organism in Eukaryota, Fungi, Ascomycota, Sordariomycetes, Hypocreales, Clavicipitaceae. The record is from RefSeq and is a predicted model, not a curated record.
AUGCAUGUUUUGGGAAGGAACAUUCACGUCAGUUCGAUCCUUGAUGGAAGCCUUCCUGCCUUGGGGCGAAAGAUUGACGGCGUCUUGCCUGCCCAACCACUCGCUCACACAUUCAAUGUUCGCAUCGUGCAUUGUCUGUCAAUCGACCCAAGUCCGAUGACCUGGUGCUCCUCCUGUCUCCUCAUGCAACUGACAGGGCUAAUCACAUCCACGGAUGGCUCCGUUUGA